Messenger RNA from Lottia gigantea (owl limpet), 2757 nucleotides. RefSeq lists its product as hypothetical. The record is from RefSeq and is a predicted model, not a curated record. The transcript has 2 exons. Bases 1 to 2757 code for a protein of 918 amino acids. NCBI's taxonomy places the organism in Eukaryota, Metazoa, Mollusca, Gastropoda, Lottiidae.
AUGUCGGUGGGAUGUUGGUGUUGCAUUCAGGGGAGUGUCGACAUUAUCGACACGUCAAAACCUUUUGUGAAGGAUAGUUGCGAGAAUAUAGGGCGAAUGUCUGAUAAAAAUAAAGGAUAUGCCGUAGAGGAAUUACCUUAUACUAUUGUAAAUGGUGUCUGUAUUCCUAAAUUAGACUUAUCAUGGCUAUAUGAAGAGGACAGACUACUAGAAAAAAGAAAUAGUCGAAAAAAUGCCGUAGGGCAACAGAAACAAUGCCAAGAGAAGAGAAAUAGCAUCGAUAGAGCCUCCAUAGAAAGAGUAUGGAAUGAUGAAACUUUUAGAGUAAGUCCAAUUGUUGAGUUUAGUGAAACAGGGAGUUCUGAUUCAACUUCAACUAUAUCAACAGAUCGCUCUGCAGCCAAAGAAACAGAUACAGGUAUUGCUGAGCAAAAAGCAAAUGAUACUAAAACAAAGGUCACUUUGAAUGGAGAGUCUAAAAUGUCUUCUGCGAUUGAGAGGCGAUGGAGAAAAUUGGAAAAGCUUGAACCAUCUAAAGCAGCAGAAUUAAAGGAGUAUCUAGCAAAACAUGGAUUCAAGAGUAAAAAUGUGGAUCAGGAAGAAGAAAAGAAAAGAGGGGAAGAAGAAAAUGCUCAAAUAAAGGAAUUUAUUUCUAAAUAUGCAGUAAAGAAAGUCUUCAUGUCACAAGUAGAAAAAUCAGCUCCCAGAAACUUAAUUCAUGAAGCAGAUGGGAAAAGUACAAAGGAAACAAGGACAAGAAAGGGAGACAGUAACAGAAAGGAAGAAAGUACAAAGAGUACAAGCGAAAAAAGCACAAGCAGGAGACAAGAUGAAAGUUUGGACGAAGGUACAAAGGAUGAAAGUAUUAGAAGGAAUGAAAGUACAAGAAAGGAGGAUAGUAUACGAAUAAAUGAAAGUACAAGACAGGAAGAAAGUACGCGGAGAAAAGCCGGUCUGACAAGCAAAGGAAGUAGGGAACACAAUACAGGGAGGGAAGAAAGUACAAGCAAUGACAAAGGUCGCAUUGUGAAUGAAAGUACUAAAACAGAACAAAGUAUAACAAAGGAAGAAAGUACACGACGAGGAGAAAGUACAAGAGCUUUAUUUCGAGCUAGGCGAACUAAUAGUUUACAAUCGAAAACAAAACAAAAAGCAGAAGACUUUCAAAAUAAUGAUAGAUUAACAAGAGCGCCAGAAGCAUGGCCAGACAAGGGAUUGUUAUUGUGUUCACAAAACAACACAGACCAGAACACAACCAAUAGACAGAGUACUGAAAGUCCUCAUGAAGAAGUAAAGUGUAUAGAAUCUUACUGGGAAAAGGUAAAAAGACUUGUUGAAAGUAGAGCUGAAGUUAAUGCUGAUGUUGAUAUUGAUGCUUACAUAGAAAAGGUUAAACAGAGGUGUAUUAGACUGCUAGAUACCAUCAAUGAUGUCAAUAGAUUAGAUGAAGCUAGACAAGAGAAGAGGGCCAUAAUAUUUUCAGCAUAUAAUAAAGGUCAAAACACACACAGCUUCAAUGAAAGUCCGAAAAAAAAUGCUACCAUAGAAAAUAUUUUACAGAAGUAUUUGAAGAACGACACCAGAGAACGGCAUCAGCCGAUAGGAAACAGAAGCUUCAACGAAGAAAUGGACAAUGUCAAUGAAUGGGAGAGACAGUUCUACAAAAGUCCAAGGCAGAACACGGUCAUACAAGAAAUUUUACAAAAAUAUUUAAAGAAUGGUACCACAGAACAACCUCUUACCAACAGGGACAGAAGUGUCCGCCUUUUGGAAACAAGACAAAGAUCACUCAGCAGUCAACGAUUCUCAGCAAUUAAAUCUUCAAAAGAGUCACAUGCCCCUUAUAAGACUGUCCAAAGUGCAACUCAAAUGACACGAAAGUUACAUCCAUCUAUAUCCCAAAAACAAGGGAAUGAUUCUCUGAAGAUCAAUCCUCAAGCCUCAGGUCGGUCUUCAAAAAAGUUCCAAAGAACAAUAACCAAUACUCCAAAGAAGAUUCAGUUUCACCAAACGAGAAAGCAACAAACUCCAACAGCGUCUCCAAAGAACGUCAAAAAGAAGAGAUUGAGAGCCCGAAGGAUCAAUCCUCAGACAGAAAAGGAUGAUUUGCUAAAUACUAUUUAUAAACCCAGAAAUUAUGUUUCGUGCUUCCCAAUGGACUACAGUAUUUCAAUCCUAAGUGAUACAGAUGAAGAUCUAAUGAAUGGAAAACAAAGGUCUAAAGGCAUUAGCAAACAGUAUAGUAAAAGUCGAAACAACAAUUCAAUACAAGGGCUGAAAUUUGAAACAAAAAAAGAAAUAAGAAAUAAUAUUAAAAAGACAGAUUACUCCAUAUUCCUGGCGAGUUCAGUCUCAAAAGAUUACCACAAGAACUUCGAUACUAUUAAACUAGAAGAUGCCAAAAUACAUGAAACAGAACGUCAUGCUAAGAGACUUGAAAGGGCAAGUGAUGCUGAGAGACUUCAAAUGGAAGGUGAUGAUGAAGUAACGAUUGGUAAUAACCAAUGUGUGUCUGAGAAAACCACAGAUAAGAAGACAGGUUUCAGACAAAAGUUGAAAGCAUUUAAAGAAUACAUAACUCACACAAAAAAUCAACGAAGCGCAAAAGUAAGCGCAUUGGAUCACGCCCAAGGAGAAUCUAAAAUGGCGACAAAAGAAGAAAACAAGAGAAACAAGAGGAUGAGAAAACAGAAAAAGAAAAAUGCAAAAGAAAACAUUGAGAAAAUUUACGGUGCACAGAAAAAGUUGAUAAUAUAA